Messenger RNA from Musa acuminata AAA Group (dessert banana), 2698 nucleotides. Its product is annotated as G-type lectin S-receptor-like serine/threonine-protein kinase At1g11330. Lineage: Eukaryota; Viridiplantae; Streptophyta; Magnoliopsida; Zingiberales; Musaceae. The transcript is spliced from 6 exons. Gene Ontology annotation, cellular component: plasma membrane. Gene Ontology annotation, molecular function: protein serine/threonine kinase activity; ATP binding. The coding region runs from base 1360 to 2514 and encodes 384 amino acids. The record is from RefSeq and is a predicted model, not a curated record. Gene Ontology annotation, biological process: protein phosphorylation.
GGGCGCGUGGGGAAAGAUGUGGCGUCGGAAGUACGGCGACGAUGGCGAUGGCGAUGGCGAUGAGCUCUUGUUGUGACACGAAAGCAUGGGCGUCCGGAGUGAGUACAAAGAGAUGAAUGGGACGGACGGAGGGCUGAGGAGGCGGGUGAAGGCACGGCUUUGAACCUGGACUGGGAAGAAUACCUGGCUGUGGAUGGCUCAGAAUAAGGAUGACGGCGACGGCGCUGAGGAGGUAUGUCUUCCGCCGGGGUGUUCCAUCUGCAUCAGUACCUGCCUCACCCUAAUCUCAUCAUAAAUCACGUGGUCUUCAUCAGGGAAGAGAAAAGAAGGAGCAUUUUUAGUUUGUGUUGUGUGUGGUUGUCUGCGAUUUCAGAGAACGUCUCUCCGUGACUGUGCGAUGGUCUUCGAUAGGCAUUAUUACAGGUCGAUGUUGACUUCUUCAAAACCUUGGUUGAGAUUCACCUGAAGAAUGAAUCCGGUGGCAUGGAAUCGAUUCCUUUGUGAGCCAUGAACAUAUAUUGGCAAGGAGAAAAGCCCACGGAAUCGAUCCACAUGGAUGGGAAUGCUCGAUAGCAGCAAGUUGAACAUUUCACGAAUGGCUAAGCGGGAUCUGACUCUAUCUAGUUCUAUCCAUUUGCUCGUAUGACGAACAGCAUUGCAUUGAUUGCAGAGUAAUUCUAGCAAGAAACAAACAACUUGUUAUCAUGUAUGAUUGGUGCAGAUGGAGUGUGGAGAACUUGUCUGUUGCAACUCCUAAGUGGAUGAGGAGGAUGAAGACGCUUCAGGUUCAUGUUACCUCCUCGAGGUAGGAGAGACACCAGGCUGUUGCUGCAACAUCCCUAGCAGAGUGCCAUACACCCAAAGAUCUCCUUCUUCUUUUGGCACACAUCCUAUUCGGGGCAGUGUUUGGUGCGGGGUUGUUCCACACGAUUUUGUUUGAUUCCUUGGUUGCAUGGAAAUUGCCAGAACCAUGAAGUUGACUUGAAUUUUCUUCGUCCACGACACGCGCAAAUUAAUGUCAUGGAGGUCAAAGUCUCUACUCUUCUACCUCUCGACGUUAUCAUUCAUUCAGGCUCUUUCUUCGUUACUCACAAACAGAUCUCAUCUCAUUGGGAGACAGUGACGGAUGCAGCAUUGUCAAUAUCGUAGUCUACAAGUUUGAAGCUGCUGAUGGGUCAUCAAAUGCCUUUCUUAUGCCAAAGUCAUUCCGUUCAUGGCAGUAUUUUACAGCCAUCCAUAUUGACUGCAAACAGAAAAAGACUGUAAUUGUUCGAGUGUUUAUAAGGAUCGUCUUGGUUGGAGGAGGACAAAUCGAGUGAGAGGCAUAUCUUCUUCAGCCUCUGCUAGGAAUUCAACGAGAUGUCCCUCUGCACAUACUUGUUGAUCAAGUUCUUGAAGAAACGAAUAGCAAGAAGAAGAGCUGAAGAAGCAAGCAUCGAUGGUGUGCCAACACCACUAGAUCUUCCUUCACCUUCGGUUUCGCUUGAGAACGAGAUAGUGUAUGGAGAAGGACUAGUCUCCGCCUUAUAUGAUCUGAACACAAUUUUGGCAGCAACAGGGAUCUUCAGCAAUGAAAACAAACUUGGAGAAGGAGGGUACGGUCCAGUCUACAAGGGGAAGCUCCACGAUGGCCAAGAGAUAGCAGUGAAGAGGCUGUCCAAGAAGUCUGGGCAGGGCUCGAGGGAGUUCAAGAAUGAGGUGGAGUUGAUAUCAAAACUCCAACACAGGAACUUGGUGAGGCUUUUGGGAUGCUGCGUUCAUGGAGAUGAAAAGCUUCUCAUCUACGAGUUCAUGCCCAACAAGAGCUUGGAUGCCUUCCUCUUCGAUGCAUCCAAGAGCAGGCUUUUAGACUGGACCAAGCGUUUCAAUAUCAUCGAAGGGAUUGCCCGAGGAUUGCUCUACCUGCACCGAGAUUGUAGAUUGAAGAUUAUGCAUCGAGACCUGAAAGCAAGCAACGUUCUGCUGGACCAGAAUUUUAACCCCAAGAUAUCAGAUUUCGGCAUGGCACGCAUACUCCAUGAUGACCAGAUUCUAGCAAGAACUGAUAGAGUAGUUGGAACAAUUGGCUACAUGUCCCCGGAGUACGCAAUGGAAGGGCAAAUUUCCGAGAAAUCUGAUGUUUUCAGUUUUGGUGUCCUGCUUUUGGAGGUGGUCAGUGGCAAGAGGAACAACUACUUCCUUGAUGAAGAUCUAGCUCUGAACCUUCUAGGAUAUGCUUGGACAUUAUGGAAGGAGAACAGAGUGGUGGAGUUGAUAGAUCCAUCAUUAGGAGACUCAUGGAGCCAAGAGGAAGUGAUGAGAUGCAUCAAACUGGGACUUCUAUGUGUGCAAGAACUACCAGUAGAUAGGCCAACCAUGUCAGUCGUUGUCGCAGUGCUCAAUGGUGACAUUAAUCUUCCCGAGCCGAAGCAGGUUGCAUUCUUUGCAGGGAGAAGCCCCACGACGUCCAUUUCAUCCAUGGAUGACAGCAAGCGGAUAUCCUCUCAGGGUGAUCUUUCGAUCGUCCAGUUGUGAGCUGUUCUUGUGAUGCUGGGAAGAUGCAGCUGCUCAGUGUUGCAUUGUAAUCCAAUUAUAUCGCCGUUAAGAUGUUUGCUGUCACAUAGAAGUAGAGUUGUUGCCAUAUGAUGAAUGAAGUGGAGGGUGUAAAAUCCAAAAACAUGUUGAGCCUCAAGAUUAAUACAUGAGUUUUCGUGUUCUA